Messenger RNA from Aquila chrysaetos chrysaetos, 7181 nucleotides. RefSeq lists its product as uncharacterized. NCBI's taxonomy places the organism in Eukaryota, Metazoa, Chordata, Aves, Accipitriformes, Accipitridae. The coding region runs from base 1697 to 3067 and encodes 456 amino acids. The record is from RefSeq and is a predicted model, not a curated record. The transcript is spliced from 2 exons.
AGCCAUGGCACGACUGCGCCGCCGGGGCCAGGAUUUCGGCACGGGGUGGGGAUGCCGCGUUGCACGAGGCUGAGGUGGCCACAUAGAGCAACGCACGGCCGGAGGGCACCCCAAAACCACCCACCCAUCGCCAGAAGUCCCUCCUCCGCUCUCCCCUUCCCAAUUUCCCGGGCCCCCCUACGCGGCAGACGGAUGCUGGGUAAGAGGUGUGUCUGCGGGAGCCGUGCUCGCCACGCAGCAUCGCCGAGCUGGGCUGCGUCGGCGCUUGCCAUCCCCGGGAUGGGUUCUCCCGGCUGGGCUGGGGGCACGAGUAGAGGCAGGCGGGGCUGAGCCCCUCCACGCGACGCCAGCACCGCAGCCAGGCUCCCAUGCCCUCCGCCGAAAGACGAGGACGUCGCCCAGCCGGCCGCGGCGGAGGGAAGGGGCCCCCAGCGGGUCCCCCCGCCGCCGGGCACGGCGAAGCCAGCUCUCCUCUCUGCCAUUUUCCCCUUUUCCUCCCCCCUCGUUUGGCUUUUGGCAGCCGAGCCGCGGCGGCGGCUGGGGCGCGCGGUGCUGGGGAAGGGCUGCCAAGCGUCGGCAGCCCCCCGCGGCCCCCCGGCCCCCCGUGCCAAGGCUGGUGGCUGGCAGAAGGGCUGCCUGCGCCUGGCGGGGCUCCGUCAGCUGCGGGAGGAUCCCUGCGCCGCGUUCGCUGCCAAUUUCCCUGCGAGCUGGCACCGCAGGCGGCUCCGGAGGCACCGGCGGAGAAGGCUGGGGAGGACGGAUUGUGAAAGGGAGAGAGGAGAGAGAGAGGAGAGGGGAAAAAAAAAAAAAAAAAAAAAUAAUGGACACAUGCCAUCGCCGGAGCGGCGAGGCUGCCGCUGCCAAAACGCCAGCAGGCAGCGCGGGGCCAAAACCCGCCGGCGGCAGAGAGGAGGGUCUGGCAGCCCGUCCCAGCGCGGGACACAUGGAGGACGGGCAGCGCGGCGGAGGCGACGGCGUGGCCGAGGCAGGACGGGUAGCUGGACGACGGAGCCGGAGAGGAGAGAGGAGCAACGUCGGAGCCAGCAGCAGAUGCCAGCGUGCUGGGAACGCCGCUGCUUCGCAGCUCCAUCGGCACCCACGCGAAGGCAAAGGGCUCUGGCCGGGCCCCCCAGUGCCAAACCUGGCCGGCACCAGGGCAAGGAGCCGGCGCUGACGGGAAACGGAGAUGUUGGCAAUGCCGAGCCCCCACACCACCCCGACUCUCGCCUGCUGCUCUGCACCUCUGAAGGACCCGGGCUGUGCCCAGCAGCACCCCUGUGCCUGGGGAUGUUCUCUCUGCACAAGCACCACCAGGAAAAACCUCCCUCGGGGUCCCUGACCCCGGUACCCAUCGCCUGCAGGAGCCAGGGCAGGGCCCCCAGCGUCCAGCUUCAAGGGCAUCAGCAUCUCCCUGGGAGGGAUGUGGAGCGAAGCAAGAGGAGCCGUCCCAUCCCGUCCCAUCCCAUCCCUUCCCAUCCCGUCCCAUCCCAUCCCAUGCUCAGGCAGCCCGUGCAUCGUGACUUCAAGCUGGAGUAGCAGCUCUGCCCAUUCCUGCAUCGGAUAUUGGGAUUAAACACAGCACCCUGCUUGCGAGGGGCAGACCGUGCUGCAGCCGAGUCCCCAAAAUGUUCCAAGGAGAGGGGUCAGAAAAGGUCCCUCCAGCAGCCAGACAGCACCGCCGCAGCCUCUCCACCUCAUGCAAACCUCCCGGCACCACCAUUCAUGGGAGGACGAAGCCCCACGCCUGCCCCAUGCUGCCCGCCUUGGAGCCGGGGGGGGGCAGGAACGCUCCCUGUGUUGUGGGACGCUUCCCCCCGUCUCCCCCUCUCCCUCGUUUUCCUCCAUAUUUCACAGUUCCUGCUUCCUGCACAAGGCAGGGGUCUCCAGGGACUCCAGCCAGAUGUUCUCUGCAGCACACCACAUUGCUUUCCUAAUGAAAUAUUCAUGGAGCCUCUCCGCCUUUUGCCAUGAAAGCCUUCUGCAGCUCCCAGCCAUGGAAACGCUGUGCAGGCAGCAUUCCUGCAAAGCCACCCGCCCGGGGCUCCUGACCCCCCGCUUGCCGCUUGGCACCUUCACGCCGCUCCUCCUUCCUCUUCCUCCUCCCGCGGGCAGUGCCGGAGCGGGGGGCUUCGUCCCACCUCGCCAUGCAGCCGACGCGUCGCCAAGGGUGCAGCCAGGGCCAACGUGCUGGGGACACCGGUGUCCCCGCGCGGCCGUCGCCCACCCCGAGGCAGGGUCCGUCCACGGCUGGGGGGGGGGUGGCGGGGGGGUGGACACCCCGGCGUGGGGCACAGAGGCAUGUCACCCAACCCCUGCCAAAACCACCCCAGGCGCGGCAGAGGCGGAGGGCCUCGUCUGCCGGCACGGCCCUCGUGCUGCCGCCGGCUCCCAGCCAGCCCGCAGCAUUAGCGAUGCUGUGCACUAUAAUCCAAUUAGGUUGUUUAUGCAAACAAUCAGGUUUUAUGUUUCGGUAAAAAGCUUAAAUAACCUUAAUCAAAGCAAAAGACCUGAAAUUAUCACCGGUGGAGGCUGUGGUUUGUUGGGUGGGGGGCAGGACACCCUGCCCAGCUCGGGACACCCUGCCUGGCUCGCACCAGCCGCCGGCGGCCCCGGGAUCUCUUGGGGGGUGCUCAGCACCGAGAGCCGUGUGGGAGAUGCUUUGCUCCAGCCCAGCCUUGCUGCCAGAGGGUCUGAGCCGUCCGGCUGGCACUGCCGGUGCAGGAGGUGCUGGUGCCCUUCGGCGUCACGUCCUGCAAGUCCCAGCCUGGUCCCGCGGCCGGGGGGGGGGGCUGGGGGUCGGGGUCCCUUUGCCCGCAGCCACCCACUUAGCGAGCCUGUGGGGGCCCAGCACACCUGCCUCCUCCUGCCCCUCACCCAAGGAUCAUUAACUGAAACUCCAGAGGCGUUAAUCAGGCAGAGCAAUAACCGGAGGAGGGAAGGGUGUGGGGGGGGGUGGCCGUGGGGAGCAGCAGGAGGGUGCUGGGGCGCAGGUUGGCUGUGCCGGUUGGGGACAGGAGAACACGUCUCUGCCACAGCCACCUCUGGGGCUCCCAGCUCUGGGUGCUGAGCGCCUGACCCUCUGGUUCUGGCACCCAGGGACCUCUUGUCACCCCUGUCCCGUACGUGUCCGCAAAUGUGGGAGCAUCCCUCUGCACCAAGGUGUGCCGUCAGGCCGGGGGGGGAUGCAGGAGAUGCCAGCCAGCGACUGAUCCAGCACGCUGCCACCAUUCCACCUCGCAUCACCAGCCUGGGCUGCACCGACAGCACCAGAGCAUCCCGGUACCGGCAGAAAAUACCUGCAGCUCCAGCUCGGGUCAGGGACAGCAGCGUGAGGUGGCACGGGGGACUGUGCCGCACCGUCCCCGCGCCUGCCUGGGGAUGGGCAUGGUGAAGCGGGGAGCAGGGCUUGCUCUGGAGGGCUGUACCCGCCGGCGCUGCCUCCCCGCACACCCCGAGUUGCUGGCGGAGUAAUAAGCUAUGCAUGUAGUGUAGAAAUAAAACAUGUUCUGCAGAACAAAUGAUGUUAAUUUGCUGAGAGGCUCUGAAGCUGAGUAUUAGCGAAAUGCCUUGAGGGAGAGAGCGGCAGCUGUGCUGGAAUUAAUGGCAACGUGCCGAAUUAGCACCGCUAUGCAUCAUAGUCAGAGGGAAAAAUUACCGGAGAGAGGGGGAAAACAACCCCCUCUGCGUGCCAGCCCAGACCCUGGGGCACGCUGCGGAGCGGAGCCGGCCGCGGCAGGUCCUGGUGCCGGUGGGCUGCCCUCGCCCCAGCCUUGCCAGGGCGCACAGUGGGGGAGGCUGUUUGCUCCGAGCCCGACGGCCUCCUCUGCGAAGGUGUGUCCUUGGGAGUGCUCGGCAUCCCUCUGGGAUGCUCGACAUCGCUCCAGGGUGCUCAGCAUCCCUCUGGACCAAACCGUGCCACUGCAUCCCACCCUGCUCCAAGGGACUGUGUCCUCAGGGUCUGCAUCCCUGCUGCUCCCCCAUUCCUUCCCCUCCUUUCUGGGGGGCUAUUCAUCUCCUUGUCUAUUUAUUUCUUCUAUUUAUUCCUGGCGGUUGAGCGCCUAAAGUCUGUAGAUCCUCAUUGAUUACUAACAGUGCAUCUGGCUUAUGGCUCUGCAGCCUCCUCCGGAGCAUCCGUCUUCCUUCCCCGCCGCCUUCCGCCCGGCCGCUCACCACGGCGUGCCCCAGCUACCGGGAGCAUGCUGCAGAUUGUGCAUUACCUCUUAAUGGACGGUUCCAGUAAAAUCCACGCCUCUGAUGAAUAUUUAACACCAACAUCCGUCUCUGCUGCCCGACGCAGGGAGGGGGGUCGGUUUGGCUGGUCCUGCUGCGGCUGCCGGGUCAGGGCUGCAGAGCCGGCUGCGGCCACGGCGCUGCCGGCUCUCACGAGAAACUGGGCUUAGCCUUUGCGUGGCUGAACCCAAGCCCGUGCAGACAGCAGUGAGCAGUUAGCCUAGCGGAGAUUGGGGCUGGUGACAUCCCGAGCCGUUUUCCCCAUGAAUCCCUUGUCAUCCCAUGUGUCUGUCACAGCCCACGGCCGCUCAUCCCCAGUGUAAAACAUCUCCCUAUUUGUCUUGUCGCCCUCAACAUUUUCUCCCACUUUUGCCUCUGCAGAUCCCCAGCCCCGUGGGUGCCGCCUUCCUCGGGGGACCAGGCUACGCUGGACGGAGCAACCCUCAGCCUGGCCCUGGAUGCCACCGUGCCACCCAGCCCUGUCGUGGGACCGUCCCGAGGCGGGGGCUCGCGCCUGCCCGUGCUGUGGGCUGUGCGAUGUGAUGGAUGUGGAUGUGCCACCAGUCUGGUCCCUGCUGGGAUGCGCCAAGGACUGCCGGGCACCGAACCUGCUGGGAUGUGGCAAUGGGGAUGGGACGCUCCCCCAUGACCCCCCUGCAGCCAUCGGGUUUCAGCAUCCCCAGGAGAAGGAAGAGGUUUAUGCACCCAGAGGCUUAUCCAUCCGAACACCAGUACAUGUGGAGCUUUACCAAACAUGCUCAGGCCCUGCCGGCUGCCUCGGGGGCCAGAAUUGGGCCUGGGGAGGAGAACCGUGCUCCCAGCCACGCUCUGGACCAUGGGAACAUGGGAGGCUGACGGAGGCAUCACCCAGCGGGACCUGCAUGGACCCACCGAGGUCUGCGCCGGGAGCUGCGCUGCUUGUCCGGGGCACCAUCAGUCCUAACCCGGACCCCGCUAUCCUGCAUCCUGGGGAUGCUCCGGGGUGUUUGCCCCAUCCCCACUCCAAACUGGGAGCUCUGGGUGCACAGGGCUUGGCUCCGCAGCACGGGGCCACCCCACCUCUCCAUCCCUGGGCUGGGAAAUCUCGUAACCUGGUUGGUUUUGGAGCGGGAGGUGAGAAGUGGGAGAAGGGUGCCGUGGGGUGCCGCGGGUGCCGCGGGUGCUGCGGGCACGGGUGCCCGGGUGCGGGCAGGACGGCAGGGGCUGCCGGUCACUGCCAGGUUACAUCUGCCGGGGCACGCAAGAGUGACUCCAGAUGCAUUAGAAGUGCCGUGCUCCAAUUUCAAUUUCAUCGUCUCACAAUCAUUUUCAGGCUCCUCUUAGUGCCACAUUAACGAAGCCUGCUCGUUUGAAUGCAUAAUUAGCCCAAGCAUUCUACCUCGCUAAUUUCGAAGCAAGAGCUGGGGGGGGUGGGGGGGGGGAAUUUGCAUAUUAAUUUAGCAGAGGGAGAGAAAAACUGUUUACCACUUGCUUCUUGCUGUUGAUCACAGCGGACUUAACUCUUUCCCGGGUGCCAUCUGGAGCUGCAGAGCCGGGCGCCUGGCCGGCACGUGGGACAGGGCGCAAAGGUUACACGGCAGCAAUUAAAUCCUCUCGGUGAUGCCGCAGCCGUCCGGACCACCCUGGUUGCCUAUGCUACUGGGAACCAACUGGGGCCACUGGGGCUGCAGCUCCUGAGAGGCCAGGCGAACCGAGGCGGAGGUGCAAGCUCCAAGGUGCACCCCAGCCCUCCUCCCCAUGUGGCCCUGGGUGAAAAGUGCCAUUGUCACCCCCCCCAGGGUGUCAGGGUCCCAUCCUGGGUCUGUCCCUACUAUCCUUGGCAAAGCUGGUGCGGUGCCAGGCACAGGGAUGCCCAACAGCAUCACCCCUCCUACGAAGGGUGGCUGGGACCAUGCAAAGAGCACCCUGUCACCCUCGGUGUGUCCCCUCUAAGGGGACAGCUCUGUCCCCACAACUCCCUUGCUUUUAGCAUCACCCACCCAUAAUAUGAUGUCGGAUGCUCACGCGUGCCAUCCCCAACAGCCCUUUGCAACGGGGUGGCUCAUUGGCAUUGGUGUGAAUGGGAUGCCUGCAGACAUGAUGCACCCACGGAGCACCGAUGGUCCAGUGUGGGCAGCCUCGCUGAGCACUGACAACUUGCUACACCCCCCCAUCGCCAUCUCCCUUUGUUUGGGAGUCUGUGGGUGUCUUGAGCCGAGGUUGGAGGUAAUUUGUCUGUCUCCUGCAGCGGGCUGUCAUCUUGCAUCUGCGAACCAGUUCCAUUUGCACUGCCAUUAAAAAAUCUCAGGUUUGAUAGGUAGUAAAAAAAAUUUUUUAAAAAAGGAGAAAAGCCUAAAAAAAAGAAAAACAGCCCAGCUGAGGAACUCCUGGGCAAUAGGAUGCUGCAAACAUUGUGGGCUCAUCACAUCUGCAAAGACCCUCAAAUCCAGCGGUACCUGGAUUUGAGGACAGUCACAGAUGUGACAAGCCAUAAUUUGGCCUUUGGACCUGCAUCCCCAUCUCAUCUGGGCUUUGCACCUCCAUCGCCAUCUUAUCCGGGCUCCCCAAAAGGGCUUAAUCACCCCUGGAGAGCCCCUGCCCCAACCGUCCACCCCGUCUUGCUGGCUUGGAGCCAUCCCAGCACGUCACAGCGAUCUGGGGGACAGCCUCCAUCGCUGGCAUCCCGGUCUGGCUCCUGCAUCCAUGCUGGCACGGAGAGAUGCACACGGACGGGGUUUAUCCUCGCCCGUGCACGCUGCCAGGUUGCGGAGCCGCAUGGCCAGGGGACACCCCGCAUGUGGGUAUGGGGUCUCCGGCAUGGCCGGAGCCGUGCCGGUGCUGCUGCAGCACGUGGGGCCGGCUCGCAGAGGGUUAACAGUUGAUUACAGCCUUUGUCUCUGCAUCAGUGUACAUAAUGCGCCCCACAUUUGCAUACUGCAGUGUGCGCUCAAUUAAAAUGAACUUUUAAUUUC